Messenger RNA from Equus caballus (horse), 2080 nucleotides. The record is from RefSeq and is a predicted model, not a curated record. Lineage: Eukaryota; Metazoa; Chordata; Mammalia; Perissodactyla; Equidae.
AUAAAGAGUGUGGGCCUCGGUGAGGCGCUCGCUGGAGGGGAUGGCGCUGCUCCUGCUGAGCCUGGGGGUGAGUCUGGUCUCCGCCCAGCAGCUUGACCUCCGAACCAUCGUACGCAGGAACUACAACAUAGCCAGGGUUUCCGGAGAUUGGUUUUCUGUUUCCAUGGCCUCGGACGACAUGAAGCGGAUUGAAGAAAAUGGGGACCUGAGGGUCUUCAUACAGAAGAUCAAAAGCUUAGAAGACGGUGGUCUGAAAUUCUAUUUCCAGCUCUUGCUGCUGGGGCAGUGCGUGGAGGUGCCCAUGGUCUGCGAGAAGACGGAGAAGAAUGGGGAGUGCACCAUCUCCUACGAGGGGGAGAACCGGGUGCUCCUCGCGGAAACAGACUACAGGGUCUACGCCACCUUCCACCUCCUCAACCUCCGGAACGGCACCCAGACUCAAGUGCUGGCGCUCUACGGACGGAUCCCGGACCUGAGCCCCAGCUUCCUGAAGAGAUUUGAAAAAGUCUGCAAAAAAUACGGUCUCGGUCCUCAGAAUAUCGUCAGCCUGAUCGACAAAGGUAGGCCCCGUGCGGUCCACACCAGCAGCCGCAGCCGAGAGCCGAGCUCCGGGCAGCAUUCUGGCUCAGCCUGGCCCUGGCCCGGCAGGCCGAGGGUCUCACCAGGUGGGGGCCAUCUGAGAGCCCACUCUGUCUUCCCAGACCCCUGUUUGAAGUAGAAGAGGCGAGGAGCCGGCCAGGCCUCGAGGGCUGGAGGCCAGAAGGCACAGCGUCACAGGGCCACACUCCCUCCGGAGGCUUCAGGGGAGGGUCCUCCUUGCCUCUUUCAGCGUCUGGGGGCUCCAGGCAUCCCUCCAUCUCUGCCUCCGUGGUCACAGGGCCUCUCACCUGUGUCUGUGCAUCUCCUCUUCUGUCUCUUAUAAGGACACUUGUUAUUGGGUUGAAGGCCACCAGGUCAUCCACGAUGAUCUCAUCUCAAAAUCUUUACCUUAAUCACAUAUGCAAAGAUCCUUUUUCCACAUAAGGUCCCGCUCACAGGUUCUGGACACUGGGAUUUGAACGUGGAUGUGUUGGGGGGGCACCAUUCAGUCCACCACAGGCCCCUUCUCCAAGCUGCCCUCCUUUCUCAGGAACCAGCCCCGCCCCGGUAAAGUGACCCCCUUCCCCCGGACUGGCCUCCAGAGCCGUCUCAUCCGAGAGCCAAGGACUCUGAGGCCUUGGUGAGGGCCCGUGAGGUGGAGUGGGCGUGAGAUGGUGGUCCACGAGGCCCUGCCCCCCGGCCCCCCGGAUCAGUGGUCCCUCGAGGAAGACUAUUAACAGAUCAGCAGCUGGGACAAGCGACGCCUCGCCAUGUGUUGGUGAAUACACAGGGGACCCGGCCAAUCCACCGUUAUUCUGCAGAUUGAAAAUGGUUGCCCAUUGGGAGUUCACCCGAGACAUAUGAUGUGUCCACGCAAAACCUCUCCACAAAUGUUCACAGCGGCUCUCUUCACAAUCACCCAACUGGAAACAGCCCGACUUCCCCCAACAGAAGAACCAGCUGGCCCCGGGACACAACUCAGCACAGAGAGGAACAAGCUGCAUGGAUCUCAAGGGAACUAUGUUGAGUGAAACAGCCACCUCAAAAGGCUGUGGUGUGUGAUUCCAUUUAAGGAAUAUUCUCGAAAAGACAGAACUGUAGACAUGGAGAACUGAUUCCUGAUUUCCAGGGGUUAGGGAUGGGGAAGGGGUGAGGGAGGCCGGUGUGGUUUACACAGGCAACUGGAGGGGUCCUCGUGGGGAUGGAAAUCCUGUAUCCGGACUGUGGUGGUGGAUCCAGGGACCCAGAACUAAAUACCCACACUGACACACUCGCACACUCACACAGUCUCACACUGUAACACACGCACACUGACACGCUCGGCUCAGUGCGUGUGAACAGGGAAAUACGCCUGGUGCGGGGCGGGGCAGGGGUGGCACCAGUGUCCCCAUCUGUGAACACCGUCCUAGGGCUGUGAAGCGGGGAGAAGGGGUGAAGGGUAUCAGGGACCUCUGUUUACUUCUCACAACUGCAUAUGAAUCUACAACUAUCUCAAAAUAAA